CAACACAUGGGGGGCGGAAAGCAGCACAGAGGGCCUUUCCAGGGGGUCCGCGUGAAGAACUCGGUGAAGGAGCUCCUGCUGCACUUCAGGAGCAGCAAACAGAUGUCCUCGGGCUCUGCCGCGGAGGAAGGCAAGGCACAAGGAGGAUUGGUGAACUACGAGCAGUACACAGAGCUGAAGAACAUACUAGGUCACAGUGGCAAAAGAAAGGCUCCUGAGCUCCUUUCUGAUGGACCUUCUUUCAAACGCCAAGCUAAUGUUCACCCACACCUCCUGACACCACCUCAAACACCAACUUCUAUGGAUAACAUGGAGGAGACUCAUAAAAACGACCCAAAGCACGACAGCAACUCUGAUCUGCUUCAGAACAUUAUAAACAUCAAGAACGAGUCGAGCCCCAUUUCUCUGAACACAGUGCAGGUUAGCUGGUUGCACACUGUCUCCAGUCACAGCUCGCCUGGUGACCAGUACCAGGACAGCCCGGGAACACAGGGUUUCUCCCCAUCCCAGAAGUACCAGGCAUUCCAAGAUCACACCUCCCAGCAUAUGCUUGAUCCACCGCAGCAUUACCAGUUCCCUCCGUCCCAGAACCCAGAUUUGUCACAGAGCUAUCCUUCAGAUGCCUCCCUGGAGUACAGACCGUUUGCUGGCAAUGACCAGUCUCCUGGCUACCAGCAGAAUACCUUUGAGAGCCAUGAACUGCAGUAUUGCCCAUCACAGAGCUUCUCCUCCCUAUUGAACGACUCGGAAGGCUCAGAGGGCAUCUCCGCUCCCCUUCAGCCACUGACUGGUGCCCACCCACCAGCUGAUGUUGGACCCCAAGCUCCAAACUUCAGCUUGCUUUCCAGUAACGUCUGUGGUGGUCUGGAGCGCAGCGUCUCUUUGGCUGCUUUGAAUGUCUCUCUACCUGACCAAAACAUUGCCAGAAGCACGACGCAGCUGGGCAAGUCAUUUUUUCAAUGGCAAGUGGAACAGGAGGAAAACAAACUGGCUAACAUCUCUCAAGACCAGUUCCUUGCAAAAGACUCGGAUGGAGACACCUUCCUUCACAUUGCUGUUGCCCAGGGCCGACGGGCACUCUCCUAUGUUCUUGCGAGGAAGAUGGCUGCCCUGCACAUGCUGGAUAUUAAAGAGCACAAUGGCCAGAGUGCUUUCCAGGUUGCUGUGGCUGCCAAUCAGCAUCUCAUUGUGCAGGAUUUGGUUAGCUUGGGGGCUCAAGUCAACACCACGGACUGCUGGGGUAGAACGCCGUUGCAUGUUUGUGCUGAGAAGGGGCAUGCCCAGGUCCUUCAGGCAAUUCAAAAGGGAGCCAUGGGAAGCAGUCAGUAUGUGGACCUCGAGGCAACAAACUAUGAUGGUUUGACAGCGUUGCACUGUGCUGUUCUGGCCCAUAAUGCUGUGCUGCACGAACUGCAAAACAGUCAGCCACCUCACUCCCCUGAGGUUCAGGAGCUGCUGCUGAGAAACAAGAGCCUGGUGGAAACCAUCAAGACUCUGAUACAAAUGGGAGCCUCUGUUGAAGCGAAAGAUCGCAAAAGUGGUCGCUCAGCUUUGCAUUUGGCAGCGGAAGAAGCAAACCUGGAGCUCAUUCGUCUCUUUUUGGAGCUGCCCAACUGUCUCUCUUUUGUUAAUGCAAAGGCUUACAAUGGCAACACGGCGCUGCACGUGGCUGCCAGCCUGCAGUAUCGGGUGAGUCAGUUGGAUGCUGUGCGCCUGCUGAUGCGAAAGGGAGCCGAUCCAAGUGCCAGAAACUUGGAGAAUGAGCAGCCAGUUCAUCUGGUUCCUGAUGGCCUUGUAGGAGAACAGAUAAGACGUAUCCUAAAAGGGAAGGCGAUUCAGCAGAGAGUGUCGCCGUUUUAAAGCUCCAUGUUUCUUGGAGUCAACUCACACUCACUGUCAGUCAGGCAGUCCUAAUGUAUCUGUAAAUAGACCAUUUGCCUGGUGUGGGCAAAUGUUAGUUGUUUCUAUGAAACAAAAGUAUUUUGUUCACUAUCAUAUAGUGGGUUAUAUAAGAGUAAAAAAAAUAAAACCAAAACCCAACAAUCAAAUUCCUCUGAGCAAA
This is a messenger RNA of Cariama cristata (Red-legged seriema), 2062 nucleotides long. It is a transcript of the gene NFKBIZ, whose product is annotated as nuclear factor of kappa light polypeptide gene enhancer in B-cells inhibitor, zeta. Gene Ontology annotation, biological process: regulation of gene expression. The transcript is spliced from 11 exons. Gene Ontology annotation, molecular function: POU domain binding; DNA binding. The record is from RefSeq and is a predicted model, not a curated record. Gene Ontology annotation, cellular component: nucleus. Bases 7 to 1860 code for a protein of 617 amino acids. Lineage: Eukaryota; Metazoa; Chordata; Aves; Cariamiformes; Cariamidae.